This is a messenger RNA of Rotaria sp. Silwood1, 588 nucleotides long. The record is from the annotation of a GenBank genome assembly. NCBI's taxonomy places the organism in Eukaryota, Metazoa, Rotifera, Eurotatoria, Philodinida, Philodinidae.
AUGUCAAAUAGAACUAUUGAUCCAGGUGUAUCAAUUAAAACUUAUGAUAUUCUUAAUUUUGAUGUUCGAAAAGUAAAAUCUCGAUCGUCAAAUAUAGUCAGUGCAUUAACUACUAGUCAAUCGAUUCCACAAACAGUUAUAAAUGAUGAUUUUGUUAAAAAAAGUGAAGUACCACCAUAUGAUAUUCAUCAACGUGAAGCUAAACGACAACGACAAAUCGAACGAAGUAAAACUAAAGGUAACAAUUGGUAUCAUAUGCCAGCACCAGAAAUGACUGAAGAAAAGAAAAAUGAUUUAAUUGCUAUUCAAAUGCGUAGUGGUUUAUAUGCUGAUAAAUUUUUUAAAAAAGGAAGUGAUAUAAAAGGUCUUCCAAAAUAUUUUCAAACUGGUACUGUUGUUGAUAAUCCAGCUGAUUUCUAUCGACGUAUACCGAAGAAAAAUCGAAAGAAAACAAUUCUUGAAGAACUUUAUAAUGAUAGUAAAGUUAAAAAAUUUAGUAGAAAACGUUACGUUGAAAUUAAAGAAACAAAUCGUCGACGUAUUGCUGCUAUGAAACAUAUGAAACGUUUAAAAAAUAAAAAAAAAUGA